AUGGCUGACCCAACAGCCGAUCUCUCCCAAGGGCCGGUCCUUCUCUCCUUCUCUCUAUCCACGGCAAGCUUUACCCUGGCAACGACUGUUGUUCGCUUUUACGUCCGGCGGGGUAUCCACGGUGGUUUUGGGGUCGACGAUUAUACGAGUGGCGUGGCAACAGUAAUAGCACUGAUCGCAACCAUCUUUGGUAUUCUCGAGGGCACCGCCCCGGACGGGCCACGGGCCUUGCAGUUCAACGUGAUAGGGCAACCGUGGUAUCUCGUCAGCGUCACGCUCAGCAAGAUCUCGAUAUGCUUCUUUUUUAUGGAUCUUCUGAGGAGGGCAAGGCAGUGGCGGAUUCUGCUGGCCGGCUUGAUCGUGUUGAUGGCCGCUAUCAACCUGGCCUUUGCGCUGGUCGUGUACCUCCAAUGCCAGCCGUUGAAGAAGGCGUGGGAUCCAUCAGUGGCUGGUAGCUGCUCAGAUCCGAACAUACAGAUCCAUUUUGGUUACGCGCAAGGCGGUACGAUUCGGCUUCUUGCUUUACUCUGA
This is a messenger RNA of Chaetomium globosum CBS 148.51, 531 nucleotides long. RefSeq lists its product as uncharacterized. Lineage: Eukaryota; Fungi; Ascomycota; Sordariomycetes; Sordariales; Chaetomiaceae. The record is from RefSeq and is a predicted model, not a curated record. The transcript is spliced from 2 exons. The coding region runs from base 1 to 531 and encodes 176 amino acids.